Stegostoma tigrinum is the source of this 6560-nucleotide messenger RNA. It is a transcript of the gene mypn, whose product is annotated as myopalladin. The coding region runs from base 213 to 4292 and encodes 1359 amino acids. The transcript has 21 exons. NCBI's taxonomy places the organism in Eukaryota, Metazoa, Chordata, Chondrichthyes, Orectolobiformes, Stegostomatidae. The record is from RefSeq and is a predicted model, not a curated record.
GUUGUCAGGUCAUUGCAGCUCCAAGUGGUGCUCUAUUACAAGCUCUGACAUUAGCCUUCUGCUGCUUGAUGAUGAUGCCGCCUAAAAUUAGCUUUCUUGCUCGUUUGCAAUGAUAGCAAUAAAAGACCCAAUCUGAAUGGCACGUCCUUAGAACAAGAUACAAGAUGAUUGAAAGCCUUGUGUUACUUUAACUGUUGAUUUAUGUUUCAUGAAUGCAAGAGGAAAACCUUGAAGCCUCCACGUCCAUUUCUCAGCUUCUGAGGGAGAGCUAUUUAGCUGAAGUCCGGAUACAUCAAGAACACAGCGAGAAAAGCAGGUCAGAAGCUACCUCUCAACAUUUCUAUUAUGGCAGUAAAUCUGGGGUUUCCCAGGAUUUAGAUGGUCAGGAUGAGUCCCCUGACCUGUCUGCAUUUUUGAGUCAGGAAGAAUUGGACAAAAGUGUCAAUUUAGCUCAGGAAGCAAUUGCCCAGUGUUCUCAUGAAGUGAAGAAAGAUGAAAAGCAGAUUAAAGUAACCUGUACCACCAAAGAUGUAUAUGACACUUUGAAACCUGCUGGGAACAGAGAAAUUUUAAAUUCUGCAGGUUCCUCAGAUUUCCCAGAAAAGCUGACCAGUCAACCGUACCACUGUGAGAAUUUCAGCAAAAGACCCAGCAGCUCAAAAGAAAGUCACAGAGAAUUAAGAAAACAGACAAAGAACACCCCUUAUUGUACUGAAGCAGAGGCUAAAAAGGAUUACUUAAGUAAAGCUGCAGAUUUUAUUGAGGAAUUAUCUUCACUUUUUAAAACAACAAGUACAAAACGGAUUAAACCUAGAACCUGUAAAAACUCACGAAGCAGGGCGCAGACAAAGCUUGGCUCACAAGCUCAACAUUCAUCUUGGUCUGUCGACGAGAGGGAGAGAGUACAUGUACCAUUUUCGGCUCAGUUGAAUGACAAAAUCAUAACUAAAGAGGAAUCUGAAGCGAUAGCACAAGCUCCAGUUAUAUCAGCAGGUACUGAGACACUAACAACUGAAGCUAAAGCAACUGAAAUUCAAUCAAGACCUCUUUACAUUGAAGGUAUUGAAGGAAAUCCACCACGAUUCAUUCAGCGAUUAAAGAGCAGGGAAGCAGCAGAGGGAAGCAUAGUCCAGCUCGAAUGCAUUGUGACAGGAUCACCAACGCCAGAAGUAAGGUGGUAUUGUGAAGGAAAGGAGCUCAAGAAUUCACCUGAUAUUCAGAUUGGUUAUGACGGUAAUCAUUACACACUGACCAUUUCUGAGGCUUUUGAGGAGGAUACGGGACGCUACACUUGCUUGGCUUCAAAUAUAUAUGGAUCAGACACAACAUCUGCUGAACUGUAUAUAGAAGGACUCUCUUCAUCUGAAUCUGAACAAGACUCUGUCCAGGAAGAUAUGACUCGGGUUCAGGAUAAGAUUGACAUUACUGUUGCAACUUCGCCUCCUCCCUCCAAUCCUGCAACAGUUCAGUCAGAGUUUCACCAGUCACAACCUACAGUCAAACAGGCUCCAGUGCGACCACUUCAGCAGAUACAAAGCCCAACAAGUUUAUUGCAGGGAUUGGACGGACUACCCCUCAUGGCUGCUCCAGUUUUUACAAAGCCAUUGCAAGAUGUGACAGCCAAAGAGGGGCAGCUGGUUGUGUUGGAAUGCCGAAUUAAAGGAUCACCAUUCCCAAAAAUCGAAUGGUACAGGGAGGAAACUUUAAUAGAAGAUUCUCCUGAUUUUCGAAUCCUGCAGAAAAAGCCACGGUCAAUGAGUGAUGCUGAAGAGAUCUGCACCCUGGUAAUUGCUGAAGCUUUCUCUGAAGACUCUGGGACAUUCACUUGUACAGCCAGCAAUAAGUAUGGCACAAUGUCGAGUUCUGCUCAACUCACUGUUCACGGGACUGAAGAUAAUAAUGCUGUCAGUACGAAUGCUUCAAGCUCUGUGCAGGCCCAGCCAGACAAAACACACUUGCAACCUUCUGACCACUUGAAACCCAAACUGGAAGGUGUUCUUGUGAACCAUCAGGAUCACAAACCCAAAGCUGGGCUAAGAGUGCACUUCAAUUUGCCUGAAGAUGACUCAGCAAGUGAGUCUUCAAUUGAACGGGAGCACAUUUCAGGAAAUGGGCAGAAUUCCUGGGCUUCAGGGCUAAUUUCACCCACAAAGGAGCCACCACCAGUAUUUGCAAAACCAAAACUUGAUCCUGUCCAGUUGCGACAGCUACACAACCAGGUCCUACUCGAACAACAAGAAGCAACCCUGCACCAGUUGCCACAGCAGUCUCCUCCGAUGUCCUCCUCACUGCCAACUGCAUUUCCAUCUACCAUGAAUCUUGUCAAUUCUGCUCCUCAACCAUCUGUGCAGCCAAACCAAUCUAGCAGAUCACCAACACCAAAAAACACCCAACCUCAGUCAUUCAGUUAUGCCCGGCCAAAGCAGUUUGUUGCUACUCAGAAUUUUGUGCCAGCAGCUGUCCAAAGUUAUUCCCCCUCACUUUCUCCUAUGCCCGUGAUGAACACGGUAUCUGAAAGAAAGCAGUAUGGUGAAGAGAAUUACUUUGGAUUUUCACUCACACCAGCAUUUCAAGUUCCUGCUAAAUAUGCCAGUCAGAGUUUGCCAACCCCACUUUUACACAGUUCCUCCACCACAAGUGCUGCAGGACAAUCCACUCCUUCCCCAGUUCCUCCUCUGCCAGUUUCCCAACCUCGGAUUGUAUCACCAACUUCCAUUAAUGCUGGUAACUCUUGCCCGAGUCCAGUUCAGAAUCCUGUGGCUUUCCUCAGCUCUGUACUACCAUCAUUGCCCUCUGCACCAAAUACUAAUGCCAUGGGUCUUCCCAAGAGUGCUCCAGCAAUCCCUCCACAGGGUAUCUUGAAGAAAGUGCCCAAAUCACCUCGAACAUCCAUCAAUGAUGAUAUACAGGAUAGCAAGGAUGCUGUAAUACAUGACCUGGACAGAAAGUUACGCUUCAGAGAUGAUGUUCCUCAAACUGGCCAGCAGGACCUUAAAUAUCUGGUAGAGUCAACUCACAACAGCCUUGAUCAGCAACAGGAAUACAAAGUGUCCAACUUCGAACAAAGACUUAUGAAUGAAAUUGAAUUUCGCUUGGAGAGAACUCCUGUGGAGGAAUCUGAUGAUGAAAUACAACAUGAGGAUAUUCCUACGGGGAAGUGCAUUGCACCGAUCUUUGAUAAGAAACUCAAACAUUUUCGAGUGGUUGAAGGAUCGCCAGUGACAAUAAGCUGCAAACUUGUGGGAAUACCAGUUCCAAAAGUAUACUGGUUUAAGGAUGGAAAACAGAUUUCCAGGAAGAAUGAGCAUUUUAAGAUGAAGCGUGACGGUGAUGGUACAUGCUCACUGUAUAUUGAAUCAGCCACUAAUGAUGAUGACGGAAACUACACAGUUAUGGCCGUAAAUCCCCAGGGAAGAAACAGUUCCUCUGGUCAUCUCUUGGUACAGAGUACUCCAAUACGUGGCCGUAUGGUACCGUCAGUUCAGAGCAAAGGGACAAGAUCUCGUGUAUCCCAGGGAGAAGAACCUGUACAGGAACGUUUCUUCUGUCCCCAUUUUCUUCAGGCUUCUGGUGACAUGAUUGCCCAUGAAGGUCAGAUUUGCCGAUUGGACUGCAAGGUGAGUGGGCUGCCAAAUCCUGACCUCAUGUGGCUGUUGAAUGGUAAACCGAUCCUGCCAGAUGCUACCCACAAGAUGCUCGUGCGUGAGAAUGGAAUUCACUCCCUCUUGAUUGAGCCCCUCACACCAGCAGAUGCAGGGACUUACACAUGCAUUGCAACAAACAAGGCAGGACAGAGUUCCUUUAGCUUGGAGCUGUCUAUUGUAGCAAAGGAAAUUACAAAGGCACCAGUAUUUAUCGAGAAACUGCGGAACACAGGAGUGCCAGAGGGCCACCCAGUCAGAAUAGAGUGCAGAGUAGUGGGCAUGCCACCUCCAAUGAUCUUCUGGAAGAAGGACAAUGAGACCAUCUCUCCCUACAGGGACAGGAUAAGCAUACAGCAGGAUACCACGGGCUAUGUCUGUCUCCUGAUUCAGCCAACUAAGAAGGAAGAUGCUGGGUGGUAUACUGUGUCAGCCAAAAAUGAAGCAGGAAUAGCAUCUUGUACAGCCAGAUUGGAUCUAUAUGCCCAGUGGCACCGGCACAUCACACAGCCAAUAAGGAAAGUGCGUCCUUCAGGCAAUCGAUAUGCAGCUCUUGCUGGUCAAGGACUUGACUUUAAAUCUGCCUUCCCGUCUGUGGACAGCUUGCAGUUCCUAACCAAACAGGAUGUGAUGGAGAGCGAUGAACUGUGAAGUUAUUUCAGUAUGUUUGCUUUUGCAGGACUUAGAACUGUGAAGAUAAGAGAGGCCAAGUGAUUCAAGGUUUACAUGAAGUUGGUUUUCUAUGACCUUGGUGCUUUUGUGAAUGUUGCAAGUGACACAGUUAAAAGUGCUGAUUUUAAGUAGAGCGCAACGUCUGUAUACAAGCAAUAUGUAAUUCCUUGUCAGUGUAAUUGGACUGUUCAGGUUUAUGAAUACAAAUGCCAAUGAUGCCCCAGUUAAAUAGGAUGACACUGUUUAAUAAUCAUGCUAAAUUUGAUGAUAGUCACCAACAAAUAUCACAUUUUUUGAAUGUCUCUUAUUUCUGUGUCUGUGGGGAUUUUCAAAAGUGUUGCGAUAAAGUGGUCAAAGUAUCAAUUGGCACAAUAUGAAUUGUUUGAUUUUCAUCUGCAACAGGAUACUUUUCACUCAAAUGUGGCUUGCAAACAGCUCAGACAUGCUCCGCAAAUCCAUAGCAGAUUGAAUCGCCUGUGUUUCUUUAUUAUAAUCCAAACUGGUACAGUACAACACAUUAUUUGUACCAGUUAUACCCAUUGACUGCAGUGGACAAAGUUACUCCGGGAUUUCUGUGCUUAUUUAUAACAAUGCAACUGAAUCUGCUUUUGAUUGUUUAUUAAAAAGGUUGAUUUUCUUUCCUCAGAACUAGUUAGCCAGUAAUUUAUACUUUUAUGCAUAAAGUAGCUAAUCACAAUGCAACUCCUAAUUGUGGGGCUCCCUGAAUAUACGUCACUAUUCACAUCGGCCAGGAUUUUGCAGUUGUAAUGGUGGCAAAACAGAAUUAUCUGCAUUUUCCUAGAGAAAUUGCAACACGCUCUAAAGUCUUCAAAGCGCAGUUAAAUUGGGAAGUCGCUACCAGUAAUCUCCUGUAUCUCCUCAGUGUGCACUGUUAACAAUUUUCCCAGAGGGAAACCAAUUAGAAAUCGCUGAAUUGGUGUGAACUUCCACUGUCUGCUGGUAAACAGCCUUUCUGGCCACAAAAAUAAAUUUUAUAACUAUGUAAGGUCAAAUUUCUCUUUUUUCUCUAGAUAUUAAAAAAUAUAUUUUUAAAUUUAAUAACAUUUCUGCUUUUGCCUUAAUCUGAUGUCUAUGUCACAACCUUAUAUUGCUUUCCAUAAAAUUAUACAAAAUGAUUGAUAAUAUCUACUUAUUAUUGCCUGGUUUUCUGUCUGUUGGAAUACUUCAAUGUUAUUGGUUGCUUAACUUGCUUGAUGGCACACUGUUGCUGUAUACAUGAGAUUAUCUUUAGUUGAUGGCAGAAUGAAAUUAACUUCAGGAAAAACGGUGAAAGCCGCCAGUCUGCCUAGAAUUGCUACAAAUUUAAAGAUUUGAUCCGAGGUAAAGUGAACCAUAUAGUCGUGAGUCUGGAUUAAUAUUACGUUACGUUAUACAAGGGAUAUGGGCAUUGCUGGCAAGGUCAGUAUUUGCUUCUCGUCCCUAAUUGCCCUUGAACAGACCGUCUUGCUAGGUCAUUUCAGAGGGCAGUUAAGCAUCAACCACUUCACUGGGCCUAGAGUCACAUGUUGGCAAGACUGGGUAAAAAUGGCAGAUUUUCUUCCCUGGAGAAUAAUUUUUUUCUAAAUCCAUAACCAUUUCAUGAUUAUUACUUUCAAUUCAAGAUUGAUUCAUUGAGUUUAAUUUCCACAAGCUACGAUGGUAGGAUUUGAGCCCAUAUCCUCACAGUAUUGGCCUGUGCUUCUGGAUUACCAGGUCAGUGAUAUUACCAAUACACCACCACUUCUCUCUAAUGCCGGCACUUCCCUACUGACUGCAAAGUUUGGGUGUGCUACUAAUUCUGUCUGGUUAUUGAACCCCCAUGACUACUGGGUAUAAUGCCUGGAACUUCACCUCUUCUCUCGUCAACAAUAUAUGACUUGAUAAAUACUCACCUGUACAAAGUUUACUUUGGCAUUUCAUGCACACUAACAACUUACUUGUUAAGAUGUCACAUAUACCCAACCAUAUCCCACCAAAUGAAUAUAAAGGAAUUGCUCCUCAACAAUUAAAUUUAUUUUUAUUUUGCAGGUACAUUUGACAGUUAAAUAAUACGAAGUAGCCUCUUAGAUUCUCUUUAAACAAAAUGCUUCAGGUUGUUUAGCAGUAAACAGCGCUUUUCCUGAUUCAGUUUAUAAAGGCCGCACUAUUACAUGAAGUGCCAAGUAGAAGGCAUAUUUAGUUUAAGUCAAGUGUUUUAAUGUAAACUUGCACUUGUAAAGAAAUAAUGGAUUGUUUGUCUAUGAAUAA